AUGGCUGAAGCAGUAAGUAGUCAUACACCAGAAGUUGGUGGGGAUCGUCAUCUUGAUGAGGCAGAAACUCCAUUAUCCCCUCGUGAGAGCACAGGAAGGAUAAUAAUAAAGGCAAAGAGAAAACUGUUGGAGAAUCUUCAGGAGAAAAGGCGAGACAUCCCUCUUUCAAAACGUUUAAGAGCAGUGGAUUCAGAACACAGUACAGAGUUUGCCGGUGUCCUUAAUCCUAUAGUCGUUCUUACAUGGAUUCAGAACACAGAGAAAGUAUUCCGUAUUUCCCAUGUGGAUAAUGAAGACAAGGCUAAUUACGCAUUUGCAAUAUUAGUUGAUGAAGCCUUGGUCUGGUGGGAAGCAACAUAUGAAGCUCUCAAUGGUUAUGACCAGGAGAACUUGUCCUGGGAGAUGUUCAAGACUCGUCUGCUAGAGAAGUAUUGUCCUCUGGACAUGAGGAUAAGGUUAGAGAAAGAAUUACUAGAACUCAAACAAGAAGGGAAGACGUUGUUCUUGGAAGGGUUACGAUAUAAAAUUUGUGAUUUUGUGAUAAAUCGGGAUGUUCUAUCGUUUGAUAAAGCUAUAGAGUAUGCUCGAAAGCGUGAGCAUGACUUGGAGAUACAUUGUGCCACUCUUUCUGUUUCAAAACUGCCACGUAUUGAACGAACUACUCCUGUUUCCUCUAUGCCACCACCUCAAUGUGUUCGAGCCAAUUCAAAUUCAAGGAUGCAAUCUCAGAAUGCAUCUCGUGGCCGUGGAAGGUCACAAUCUUUUUCUCUUCAGUCACCAUUAUGUAGAAGAUGCGGAAAGAAUCACCAAGGCCAAUGCAGAAUAGAUAAAGGAUCAGUGAUAUGUUAUGGGUGUGGAGAAAUCCGUCACGUAAAACCUGUUUGCCCGAUGAAGAAUUCUUUUGUGUCUCAUGAAUUUGCACAUUCUUUUGAAAUUGCUUGCUAUGCAAUUGCACAACCAUUUCAUGUAGAUACUGCGAUAGUAUGUAUUCCUAUCGAAUGGAAGAAUCCUCUUUACAUCUACGGUGAACAAAGACCUAAAAGCUUAAAAAUAUUCUCUUUCUUAAAAGCUCGUAAGUUCAUAUCGAAAGGAUGUUCUAUCUAUCUGGCCUAUACAGUUGAUACCUCGAAAGAGGAGAAGAAAAGUGUAAAUGAGGUUCCCGUUGUUAACGAGUAUCCUAACGUUUUCCCCGAUGAUUUGCCUGUAUUACCUCCGGACAGGCAAGUGGAAUUCCGAAUCGACCUUGUGCUCGGUGCUGCUCCGAUUGCGAAGACUCCUUAUCGUCUUGCGCCAGCUGAAAUGAAGGAAAUGAUUAUCCAACUGUAG
Molecule: messenger RNA, 1326 nt
Organism: Lactuca sativa (garden lettuce)
Lineage: Eukaryota; Viridiplantae; Streptophyta; Magnoliopsida; Asterales; Asteraceae
Source: RefSeq, a predicted model, not a curated record